AUGACACUGAAGAAAAUCGCGAAAAUGUCAACAAAAUCUCAUAUUUCUACUGAAUUGAGUGAAACGAUAAGCAAUGUUUUGGGUAAAAAUGUUAAAAUUCUAUACAAAACCCUUAUACGAAUGGAAUCAAGAGGUGAUAAAGUGGACAACAAAGUUUUGGUUGUAACAGCUUACAGAAUUUUCAUAACAACAGCUAAAGUUCCGACAAGGGUCGACAAUGGAUUUCACUUGAUGGAAAUAGAAGCGCUCGAGAGUAAAAAGGCCAAUCAUCUGUCUAUAACACUGAUCCAUGAACACAAGCCAGUGUCCAUACUUAUAGGUGAAGAAGGAACAUCGGAUGGAGUGCUAAAUGUCUUACAUGCGUUAGGUGCAGCCUUUGAUGACUUAUUUCCAAACGUAGCCAUGAUUGACAUUAUAUCCAAGGUGAAUCUACCGUAUCCAGUACCGCAAGUGAGCGGCACUCGAAAACAUUCAACUUGCGGUGAUUUCUCCAAUCAGUACGCAGCUAUGUGUGAUCUCUGCCAAACGCCCUUCAGAGCUGAAGUAGCAUGGGACAUUGAUACAAUAUAUCUGGCACAUGACAUUAGAAUGUUACACCUAAAAGAUUUCGAUCAUUUAGAUCAAAGGGAUCUAAUUCCUUUAGUAAUGGCGUUACAACAUAAUACAUGGUUCAACGGGGUUUGUGGAGAUGGAGUACGGGCGAGUGGUGAGGCUUGGGAGAGUGUAUGUCGCGUGGUAAGGUCUGCUAGACCACCUCCAGCGCGCCUGUCAUGGCGGGCUGCAGCCCUUAGACAUGAUCAUGCUGCAAGAUUGGGACACGCGUUGACCAGAGCCAGACACCCUCCCGCAAUGCAUACCAUCGAUUUCUCUCAAAACCAUAUUGAAGAUAAAGGUGCUAUUAGUAUACUCGGCGGGCUCGCGAACAAUCCGGACGGGCUAAGACACAUUGCGUUGUCACAAUGCGGCCUCACCGGCAAAACUGUGAUGCAUCUAGCGACCAUGCUCAAUGACAACCCAUGCCACCUGUCCACACUGUCACACCUCGACCUCUCCUACAAUAACCUCAAAGAUGACGUACAUAAUUUAUACAACUUCUUGGCACAACCGAAUGUAUUGACGUAUUUGAACUUGACUAACACAGAGACUACGUUAGAAAACAUGUGGGGUGCAUUGUUACGCGGAUGCGCAGCCCGGCUGGCGACUCUGUCGGUGGCCCGUAACCCCUGGUCGGCAGCGAGACGCGCGCGCGACCCGCCGCCAUCUUUCCGACAGUUCUUCACCGCCUGUCUCGCCCUUACCGACCUCGAUUUUUCAUACUGCAAGAUGCCGCCUGAUGCGCUCAAGAGUCUGUUACUCGGAUUAGCUUGCAACGAGAGUGCGACAGGCGUGCAGUUGAAUCUGUCUGGAGUAUUGUCUUCCUCGCAAGCCGCGCACGUGCUCGAGUCUUGCAUACACGGCGUCAGGUGUUUGCAGUCCUUGGACUUAUCCGAUAACAGUAUGGAAUUCGAAUUGUCUGGUAUUGUGAGGGCAAUCGGGAAGAAUCAUUCUAUCACGCACUUGUCUCUUAGUAAGCUGACGGGGAAACGGUCUUACGCACCGCCUUUAAUACAGGCUCUAGUCCAUGUUCUUCAAGAACCAGAUACAGCUUUGACUUCGUUGGAUCUUAGUGAUUGUAAACUUAAGGGUGAUUUGUAUGGACUACUGAACGCACUGGGCGGGGCUCGUCGCCUGCGGUCGUUGGAUGUGGGCGGUAACCUCGCCGGCGAUGCGGGCGCGAGAUUGCUGGCUAAAGCUCUACAGUGUAACUGCACGCUACAGACGUUGUAUAUAGACAGGAAUGCUUUUAGCUUGCAAGGUUUGACGGACAUAGCGACGGCUUUGCGUCGUUCAGUGAGUGUGCGUCGUGUGGAGUUCCCUGGCUGUGACGCGGCCGCCGGGGGGCGCGGCGCUAGUGAACGAGUCGCCACCCUCUGGAGGGAUCUGCACGAACGGCUAGCGAACAACUGCAGUCCGACGCAGACGCACACGCUGCGCGCGCUGGCGCUGGAGCGCGCCUGGGCCGGCGGGGAGGCGGCCGCCGCGCUGGCCGCGCACGCCGCCGCCGCGCUGCCGCCGCCGCCGCUGCCCGCCGCGCUCGAGCGGGCCGCCGCCGCCGCGCACCAGCUGCUGCACCAGUACCUGCAGAGAUGCGGUGAAGUGUUCGCGGCGAUGGGUGGGAGUGGUCCGAGUGGCGAGCUGGUGACACUGCAAGCAGUGCGGGACGCCAUGGCACCAUGUACCACGUCUCUACAGGACCUGCUCAAUCAAGCUGUGGAGAGCCUCGCCCUACUAGCUUGCGAGAACGUGGACCACAUGGACAGUGAGCCCAUGCCCAGCGCGGAUGGAGACAUUCCUGAUCUGCUCACACCUAUUUCACAUUCUGGGGCCACGCCAUUGGGUUGUCGUCGUCGUGAGCGCGGUUGUCGCCGCGUACGACCGAAGUCAGUUGCGGAACAGCAAUGCAGCAGCAAUGAGAUGCUCUCACUGCCGCCGCUGCAUGCUGAGGCCGCGGACGCAUUGGCUGAGCUACCCGCGCAUACUCUGCGACACCUUGUCAAAGGUCGACCUAGACGAGCCAAGACUAGGGCACCAACACGACCCAUUACAGAUCAAUCACAAGAUAUUGAUGAAGGCUUGGAGGAGUUCUGGCGUACAUGUCGCACGCCGCCGGGCAGCGAGGAAGCGUCCCUGUCGGCGCGCACCCCGCUGACGUCGCGCUCGCUGCACUCGCUGUCGUCGCUCGCCUCGCCCUCGCCGCUGCGACACUCGCCCACACUGCAGCGCGAUGAUACCAUGUACAGUGUGACAUCGGGUGAAAGCACACCGGUUCUAUUAGAAUGUGAAGUAUCACGUUGUAAGUCUUCCGACAAUGUAGGCAUGAAGACCUCUGCUUCUACGCCCCCUCCAUCCCGAUCUUCAGACAACGUUAACACCAUGGGGAACGGGUGCGCGCGUACACCCGGCAAGGCGCGGCCCUGGUCCGUGGCGGGAGUCAACCCUGACAAUAACGCCGCUUGUACUACCGAAGGCGUGGAGGCGUGCGUGGGCGGCAGCAUCGUGGGCAUCACGCCGGGCGCCGCAUUAACCAGUUCAAUGUUACGAGAUCAUCCUUUAACUCCAGAGGGUACUGAGACCUAA
Spodoptera littoralis (African cotton leafworm) is the source of this 3177-nucleotide messenger RNA. Lineage: Eukaryota; Metazoa; Arthropoda; Insecta; Lepidoptera; Noctuidae. The record is from the annotation of a GenBank genome assembly.